AUGAAUGUCCAUCAAGUGGACAGGUGGGGGGAAACUCCCAUGUUUUAUGCGAUGGAAGCCAAGAAGACCGAGACGGUCAUAUACCUGCUGAAGAAGGGUGCUUCGCUCGGGGUGAACAACCACAACUUCGAGUCGCCAGAGAGCCUUGCACCGGUGGACGUGGCUCGCGAGCUGCAGGUCCGGAUGAAGGAGUGGGCCGAGCCCUCAAAGGCUCCGGAGCGGUCGGGAGACACAAGGAAGAGAAAGAGGCCGGAUGAGGAGGAGGUUGAGGAGCAAGGAUCAGCCGCAGAGGGACCCCGUGCGCUGCAGGAAUGGGCGGCAAAGCCUGCGAAGUUGCCGCGGAACUGGAAAACCCAGUUGGCUCGGGAGAACCUCAAAGGAGAGCCAAAAGUCAUCGCUGACACGUUUACACACAAGGUGACACUGGUGACCAGCGACGCCCUGGAGGAGGUCCGCCUGCUGGAAAAGACGCUCGUGGCGGACCAGGCUGUCCUGUUCAAGAAGAAGCUGUUCGUCCGGUCGUGCAGGGCGGCCGACUUCUGCUUAGCACUGGGAGCCUAUGAGAAGGAUGGCCAGUUUUUUGCUGAAUACUCUCACAUUGUCGCGAAUCGCGGCAAAGUUGGCUCUCUCGUGCUGGUGGCUCGGGACAAAAUGACCGGGCGCAUCGUAGGCUUCGUCCACGCCGAGAAGGCCAAAAAAGAAUUGCUGAUUGGCCACCUCAAGGCGACGUGUUUCAGACUUUGGGCUUCGGGCCCGGGUAUCAGGGCUUGGGGUUUCGGGUUUCAGGUUUCGGGGUUUGGCUUUCGGAUUAGAAUAAUGAUCCUACGAAGGGUUCCAGAAGAAAGUUUAAAGUUAGGGUCUGGGGCUUAUAGGGUUUUGGGCUCCGGAUUUAGGGUUUAUGGCUUUAGGGGUUUGACGCUUAUGGCUCGGGGUCCCGGGCUCAGGGCUUCGGGUUUGCGGCUUAGGGCUCAAGGUUUAAAAACGACCACGUGA
Symbiodinium sp. CCMP2592 is the source of this 993-nucleotide messenger RNA. The record is from the annotation of a GenBank genome assembly. NCBI's taxonomy places the organism in Eukaryota, Dinophyceae, Suessiales, Symbiodiniaceae.